Messenger RNA from Neofelis nebulosa (Clouded leopard), 2032 nucleotides. RefSeq names its product fin bud initiation factor homolog (gene FIBIN). Lineage: Eukaryota; Metazoa; Chordata; Mammalia; Carnivora; Felidae. The record is from RefSeq and is a predicted model, not a curated record. Bases 457 to 1092 code for a protein of 211 amino acids. The transcript has a single exon.
CAGGAUAUCAUUAGCCAAAGGAAAAGCUCCGCAUUCCCACCCAGUGCAGAGGUUGAAAUAGUAUCAGAAGGCCAGAGUCUUUCUCUCCAGCCACAGGCUCCAUCUUUCAGGAGCAAGGGGGAACUCUGAGAGAGAGUGGGGCAGCAGAGCCCGCGGCCUGCCAGCGCCCUGGAGGAGGGCUUCCCUCUCCUGCCCUCGAUCCCGCUGGAUUGACCCGGCUGAGUUCCAGCCUAGAGCGCAGGAGCGCAGAGCCGGGGCGCCUCUUGCGCUACCCAGGCGCUGGUGACAGCCACAUGAAGCCUGCUGGGGAGGCGGGGCCAGGGUGCAGCAAGCCGGCGGGGACCGAGGCUGUCGCCGUCUUAGGGAGGCACUGACUGCCAAGGGGACCCCCUCCCCUCCAUCGUGCCUGGGCGAACAGUCUUCUCCAGGGGUCCCCUGUCAUCCUGCCUAUCCAGGAUGGUGCUGCUGAAGUUCCUCUGGAUGGGUUUCUUCUGCCACCUGUGUCAGGGCUACUUCGAUGGCCCUCUCUAUCCGGAGAUGUCCAAUGGGACCCUGCACCACUAUUUCGUGCCCGACGGGGACUAUGAAGAAAAUGAUGACCCCGAGAAGUGCCAGCUGCUCUUCAGGGUGAGUGACCACCGGCGCUGCUCCCAGGGGGAGGGGAGCCAGGCCAGCAGUCUGCUGAGCCUCAGCCUUCGGGAGGAGUUCACCGUGCUGGGCCGCCAGGUGGAGGAUGCUGGGCGUGUCCUAGAGGGCAUCAGCAAGAGCAUCUCCUACGACCUGGACGGGGAAGAGAGCUAUGGCAAGUACCUGCGGCGGGAGUCCCACCAGAUCGGGGACGCCUACUCCAACUCGGACAAGUCCCUCACUGAGCUGGAAAGCAAGUUUAAGCAGGGCCAGGAACAGGACAGCCGGCAAGAGAGCAGGCUCAACGAGGACUUCUUGGGGAUGCUGGUCCACACCAGGUCCCUGCUAAAGGAAACACUCGACAUCUCUGUGGGGCUCAGGGACAAAUACGAGCUGCUGGCCCUCACCAUCCGGAGCCAUGGGACCCGGCUGGGUCGGCUGAAAAAUGAUUAUCUUAAAGUGUAGGUGCGAGGGCGCGCUGCCUGGGAGAGGGCAUCAAAUCAGCCCCGUUGUGGAGGGUGGGGACAGAAGCCGGGGCUAACGUCUCCCUCAUACUUAUUAUUUUUUAUAUCUGGAUUUGCACUUGGAGAAUCAUCUGAAGUGAUCUUUAAAAAGAAAUAAGCGAGGGCCGAGCUGUUUUGUUUUUGUACAUUAUUUAUGGGAUUGCUAUUGACUUGUUACUUGGAAAGACCGAUUUAAAGCCAUGCCUCCCGCCUUUCUUAGAGGACUUUCUAACUCUGCACAGACACCUGUUUCCGCCACGUCUAGAAGGACACGGUUUAUGCAGGAGGGAGUGAUUAACCUUCCCCAUCCUGGAGAAAAUACCCAGAGAGCAGAGCACAUGGUUCCUUUUCACCUUCAGCCUUCCCUCUUGGGCUUUGAAAGCUGUCAGUUGUCUGAGGUGCUGUGCGGCCAGCCUGCCAGCGGAUGCCUGUUUCUCCUCUUUUUCUCCCUUAAUUUAUUAACCGUGGUCUUCAAGGUUUUGUUUUUAGUUUUUUGGGUUUUUGUGGGGGGUUUUGUAAGAGUAUUGGCUGGAAGCUAUAUGCAAAUAGUCCUUUGCAGGGAGACGUUUGAGGUGCCUCUGUGAGUGUGUGUAAGCUGAAGUGGCCACAUUGAGGAAGUGCAAGCUUUGUGGGGGGUACACACUCACGUUGCUAAGCUGACUUGCUGUGUCUCUCACUGCAUGCCUGUGUCCUCAGAGCUACAGUCCAUUAAAAAAAAAAGUCGAUUGUUUGAACACACCCCCAAAUGCCUAUGUUGUAGCUUACCAAUGUAUUCGUUCUGGUUUGGGGGUUUUCUUCUGUUUGCUUACUGGAAACUUGUACUUCAAGUAGGGCGGGAUUCUAAUUUUAAUAACUCCUGAACUAAGUUUUAUUAUUCAGCCAAUAAAUAUGUUCUCGUUUAA